Molecule: messenger RNA, 1272 nt
Organism: Spodoptera exigua (beet armyworm)
Lineage: Eukaryota; Metazoa; Arthropoda; Insecta; Lepidoptera; Noctuidae
Source: the annotation of a GenBank genome assembly
UUAAUUAUUUAUUAAUAUUUUAAUAAUUAUUAAAUCUGAUUGUUCAGAUUAACACGAAGAUGUCCUGUCGCAACGCUUCGCACGCUGGUAGCUGGUAUACGGAGAAUGGUAACGAGCUGUCGCGUCAGCUGGACCUCUGGCUGUCGAAAGCGGAUCUCACCCAUGGACCAGCUAGGGCCAUCAUUGCACCCCACGCUGGGUAUUCUUAUUGCGGCGCGUGUGCAGCGUUUGCCUACAGACAAGUUAGUCCCGUAGUUGUCAAGCGUAUCUUCAUCCUUGGUCCCUCCCACCACGUGAGGCUCGGAGGUUGCGCCCUCUCGUCGCUCGACAAGUACCAAACUCCUCUCUACGAUCUCACCAUCGAUAAGCAAAUUUACGCGGAACUGGAAGCGACUCGCCAAUUCGAAUGGAUGGAUGUUCAAACUGAUGAAGAUGAGCAUUCGAUCGAGAUGCACCUUCCUUACAUCGCUAAAGUUAUGGAGGAAUACCAAACAGGUUUCACGAUCAUCCCGAUCCUAGUUGGCUCGCUGACCCCAGAAAAGGAGGCUAAAUACGGGGCGAUUUUGGCCCCAUACUUGGCAGAUCCCCAAAACUUGUUGGUGAUAUCAUCAGAUUUCUGUCAUUGGGGAUCUAGGUUCAGAUAUACAUGGAAAGAUAAUUCUAGGGGUCAUAUUUACCAGAGCAUCGAGUGGUUGGAUAAACAGGGUAUGGACAUCAUUGAAAAGAUGGAGCCACGUGUGUUCACUGACUAUCUUAACAAGUAUGGAAAUACUAUAUGUGGACGACAUCCCAUUGGCGUGCUUUUACAGGCCAUAGCGAAGCUCCGCAGUUCGUCGAAUUCGCCUCGCAUGUCGAUGAAAUUCUUGAAAUACGCUCAAUCGUCCCAAUGUAUGAACUCUCAAGAUUCAUCAGUCUCCUACGCUAGCGCUUCCCUAGUUAUCGAAUAGGGUAACACUAACACGAAGGCAAGUAGUUUAAAUUGAAAUUUUGUGUAAAAAAAUUGCUCACUUAUACCCACUUAUGUCCACUUAUGCUUACUUAUGUCCACUUAUGUCCACUUAUGCUUACUUAUGCCCACUUACGCUUACUUAUACUCACUUAUGCAGUGUUUUGAUCUGAUAUAAUGAAAGUGACUUAAUCGAUAGUAAUUAUAGCUCUGUUUAAAUAAGAUUUUAAUGUCUAUAGGUUGAGAUUUGGUUAAUAAAAGGCAGCUUUAGCAUUUUAUUAAGGCAAACAACUUUCCUUAAAAAAAUCAAAAAUAGCAUUUGCUGA